Messenger RNA from Aspergillus brunneoviolaceus CBS 621.78, 552 nucleotides. RefSeq names its product putative ADP-ribosylation factor (gene arfA). Lineage: Eukaryota; Fungi; Ascomycota; Eurotiomycetes; Eurotiales; Aspergillaceae. Gene Ontology annotation, cellular component: plasma membrane; cytoplasm. The record is from RefSeq and is a predicted model, not a curated record. The transcript has 4 exons. Gene Ontology annotation, biological process: vesicle-mediated transport; intracellular protein transport. Gene Ontology annotation, molecular function: GTP binding; GTPase activity. The coding region runs from base 1 to 552 and encodes 183 amino acids.
AUGGGUAUCACCUUCUCCAAGAUUUUCGACAGACUAUGGGGACGCAAGGAGAUGCGGAUUCUGAUGGUCGGUCUCGACGCUGCCGGAAAGACCACCAUCCUGUACAAGCUCAAGCUCGGUGAAAUCGUCACCACCAUCCCCACCAUCGGCUUCAACGUCGAGACUGUCGAAUACAAGAACAUUCAGUUCACCGUCUGGGACGUCGGUGGUCAGGACAAGAUCCGUCCUCUCUGGAGACACUACUUCCAGAACACCCAGGGUAUCAUUUUCGUCGUCGACAGCAACGAUCGGGAUCGUAUUGUCGAGGCCCGCGAAGAGUUGCAGCGCAUGUUGAACGAGGAUGAGCUCCGUGACGCCCUGCUCCUGGUCUUCGCCAACAAGCAAGAUUUGCCCAACGCCAUGAGCCCUGCCGAAAUCACCCAGCAGCUCGGCCUGCAAAGUCUCACUCGCCGCCCCUGGUUCAUCCAAUCCACCUGCGCCACGACUGGUGAUGGUCUGUACGAGGGUCUGGAGUGGCUCGCCGAGACGCUGCGGAAAACCAACCGCGACUAA